AUGUCUUCAACACAUGAUUGGCUUACCUUUUCCGAUCAAGAGGAAGAAGAAGAUAAAUCGCCAAAUCAUGCCAUUCUAGAAUCUCCAUUUGAUCCAAUCUAUUCUGUCUAUUAUUGUGGAAAUGAACCAUGUGGAACAACAACGAGUGUUGAUCUUGAUGUUCGGUUUGGAGCAAUUUGUUUUAAACCUUCGCAUUUGAUCAAAGAGGCUUCCUCACGAGAAUUAGAUCUCUCAUGGUAUUCGGGAGCGGAAUCUGAUGAACCAUUAAUCAUUUCUAGAAUUGUUUGUGGAGGUUAUGAUGAUCUGAGUUAUUCGUUGCUCAUGCAAAGCGGAGAUAAUCAACACUUUCUUGUAACAAAGUUUUCAGAUCAAGUAUUGACACGAUACAAAUUCAAAGAUUUAAUUUAUCCUGAAUUAGAGAAAACCAAUUAUCCAUUGGGGACUAGUUUUGAAGUGAAGGAAAUUAUUUGUUCAAGUGCAUUACAAAUCAUUUUUGAAAUGUCUGAUCUGUCUCUGUGGAUUUUGCACAUGCGGAACAUGAGGUUAGAGAAAUUUGAAUUCACUUUUCGACAUCAAAUUGAAGCCAUUGGAUCAGGGAUUAUGUCUCAAAAUAUAGUGGUGGUGCCUAUCACAUCGUCUUCUUCAAGGCAAGCAUUUCUUAUUGGAGAUCAAAAAUCAGUAGAAUCGAUCACACUAAAUCUCACAAAUUCUCCCGUUAAGCUUAUUUCGCAGUAUGCCUUUGAGUUGAUUAUUUUUGUUCAUCAGAACAACAAAAUGUAUAUUUAUUAUGGAGGAACUGAAUUUAGCUAUGAUACAGAUGGAUGCGGUUUCAACAUUCCUGCAGCUAAAACUCUUGUUUAUGUAAAAACUCAGUUUGAAGAAAUGUGUCCUAUUUCACAUAUUGCUUGUGGAUACUCACAUGUUGUAGUGUUACUCGAAAAUGGAGAUUGCUUUUGCAGAGGAUUGAAUAACUUUAAUCAGUGUAUGAUUGAUAGCAAAAAGAGUAUUGAUGAGUUUAUUAGAUUCACCAGUGUUACACAGCCUGUUCGUGCAAUCGCAUGCUGUUCAAUAUGUACCAUCCUUGUUUGUGACGACAAGUUUCAUUUCUUUGGAGAAAUUUCAAAUUUUCCUUCAACAGGAACCAUGACUAGACAAUUUCCAGAUCAAGAAGUGGCUCCUGCAGCAUGGCAUUGUUUCAUUUACAGAAAUACGUUUCACAAAACGACCAGAGAUCAGAUUUAUUUUGACAAGAAUCUGAAGUUGUUUGGAUGUAGCAAUAUUGAAAGAUUGAAAUUGUGUGACAUUUUCAUUACUUUUCAAGAUUUGAUGUAA
Molecule: messenger RNA, 1332 nt
Organism: Naegleria fowleri
Lineage: Eukaryota; Heterolobosea; Eutetramitea; Acrasida; Naegleriidae
Exons: 3
Coding region: 1-1332 (443 amino acids)
Source: RefSeq, a predicted model, not a curated record